UAGCAAAAAAUAUAUAAUUCUACUUAUUUAACCGUAUAAUAAUCCGGUAUUACUGAAAUGAAACUGCGAAUAUUCCAAAAAAGAUAUCUUUAUCUCAAUGUAAAUAUAUAUUUUUCUAUACAUUCAUUACAUAGUGCAAUCUAUAAUUAUCCAAAAAAAAAAAAAAGUAGUCCAGUACCUUCUUUCAGAAAAAGAAAAAAUAGCCCAGUACCGUAAUAUACUAUUCCAAUGGCAAUAAGAAAUCCGUAACAGCCUGAAAUAAUACUCAUAACCUUUGUCUUAAUUCCAACAGCCGACAAAAGCUCCUGUCUUUCAACCUCAAAUCCUACCCAUAUAUAUAUACAAGUUGAAUUUUGCUACUAUCUAUUCUCUCUGAAAAAAAAUUCCUGAUCUCCUAUUUUCAUGCAAAGAAGAAAGCAAUUACUGUAGCCCUGUGUAGAACAAGAUGGAUUUAUGGGUUCUUUUCUUUCUGUGUUCACUGUAGCAACUAGCUAGACAUCCUCACAUGGCGGAUCUGUUUCAGAGCUCUAUUUUUGGCAGAAACAGAUUGGAGGGUAUUAUUUGGGGUGCAAAGUUAGUGUUAUUAUCUGCAGGGAUUAUGGCUGCUAUAAUUUUUUUCAAAGUGGCAAUGGUCCCAUUUGCAUUUGACCUCAUUCUCUCCACUCUUCCCAGCCUUUGGAUCUCCCUCCAUAGCUGGCUAUCUCCACCUUACAUUUACAUAGUCCUCAACUUCAUCAUCAUCAUCAUUGCUGCUUCCUCUUCACUCCAGCACCAGAACAGCAACCUAAACAGCAGAAAAGCAUCCUCCACAAAAACCCAAUCCAUUACCACAGACAAAAGCCAAAGCAAGUAUCAUUUCCAUGAUCUUUGGCAAGAUGAUAAUCAUGAUCUCCAAGAUGAUGAAAAACAAGCGAAAACCAGCAACCCAUCUACGGAGCCAUCCUCCCCUGACUGUGGCUCAAGUCAAAACAGUCACUCCCACGAUCCCUGUCAGGAUGAUGUUCAAGAAGUUGAAGAACAACAACCCCUUGUAAAACCCCUCAGCCCAGACAUCCCCAAUCCAGCAGAAGAGGAAGAGGACACACUUGAAGGGACGUGGAAGUUGAUAAUGGAAGGGAAAGGAAAGGCAGCGCGGGAGCUGAAGAAGAGCGAGACGUGGGGCACACCUCCCAGGUUGGCGGUGGUGGUACAAGGGGAUGGAGAUAAAGAUGCAGAUGAUGAUGAUGAUGGUGGUGAUCCAAAUGACCCGGUGGCAUGGGCUCGACGGGAGCUGAGAAAAUCAGAUACGUUUAGUGACAGAGUGUCGUUAAGGAGGGAGAAGUCGAUGAGUCACGAUGAGUUGAACCGGCGAGCGGAGGCGUUUAUCAACAAGUUCAAUCAUGAGAUGAGGAUGCAGCGACAUGGAAUCCUAUCAACUUUUCAUGGCCAUGGUUAAUCUUGGUGUUUAAUCUUUUAUUAAUUAAGUUCUUGCUUAGUUAAUCAUUUUAUUUAGUAAGUAAAUGCAAGUGUGACUAUGUGUUUUAUGCAUUAUAGUGGUUAAAGAUUAUGAAGCAAUGAGGUACAUUGGUGGGUA
Ricinus communis (castor bean) is the source of this 1573-nucleotide messenger RNA. RefSeq lists its product as uncharacterized. The transcript has 2 exons. The coding region runs from base 506 to 1435 and encodes 309 amino acids. The record is from RefSeq and is a predicted model, not a curated record. Lineage: Eukaryota; Viridiplantae; Streptophyta; Magnoliopsida; Malpighiales; Euphorbiaceae.